Messenger RNA from Protobothrops mucrosquamatus (brown spotted pit viper), 2061 nucleotides. RefSeq names its product erlin-2. Gene Ontology annotation, cellular component: endoplasmic reticulum membrane; endoplasmic reticulum. Bases 74 to 1081 code for a protein of 335 amino acids. The record is from RefSeq and is a predicted model, not a curated record. Gene Ontology annotation, molecular function: ubiquitin protein ligase binding; cholesterol binding. Gene Ontology annotation, biological process: SREBP signaling pathway. NCBI's taxonomy places the organism in Eukaryota, Metazoa, Chordata, Lepidosauria, Squamata, Viperidae. The transcript has 12 exons.
GAGCGCGACUGACCCGGAAGCCAAGGACGGCCAUAGCAGCAGGAGGCGCGGGCGGCCGAUUACUUUCUCAGGGAUGACUCAGUUAGGUGCCAUUGCAGCUUUGGCUGCUAGCCUAGUGGCAGCUGCUCUUUUUUCUGCAAUACACAAGAUUGAAGAAGGGCAUAUUGGUGUUUACUACAGAGGAGGAGCACUCCUGACAUCUACAAGUGGACCUGGUUUCCAUCUAAUGCUCCCCUUCAUAACUUCCUAUAAAUCAGUACAGACCACCUUACAAACAGAUGAAGUAAAGAAUGUUCCAUGUGGCACAAGUGGAGGAGUGAUGAUUUAUUUUGACAGGAUUGAGGUUGUGAACUUCCUGAUCCAAAGUGCGGUCUACGAUAUAGUGAAGAACUAUACUGCAGAUUAUGAUAAGGCUCUCAUCUUCAACAAGAUCCACCAUGAGCUGAACCAGUUUUGCAGUGUUCACACACUUCAGGAAGUUUAUAUUGAAUUGUUUGAUCAGAUUGAUGAAAACCUAAAACUGGCUCUCCAACAAGAUCUGACAUCUAUGGCUCCAGGACUCAUCAUACAGGCAGUCCGAGUUACAAAGCCAAACAUCCCAGAAGCAAUUCGGAGAAAUUAUGAGCUCAUGGAGAGUGAAAAGACAAAACUGUUGAUUGCAGCCCAGAAGCAGAAAGUUGUGGAGAAAGAGGCUGAAACAGAACGCAAAAAGGCUCUCAUUGAGGCAGAAAAAAUUGCGCAGGUGGCUGAGAUAACGUAUGGGCAGAAGGUAAUGGAAAAAGAAACAGAGAAGAGAAUAUCUGAGAUUGAAGAUGCCGCAUUCCUCGCCAGAGAAAAAGCGAAAGCGGAUGCUGAAUGUUACACAGCCCUGAAGAUCGCCGAAGCCAACAAGCUAAAACUGACUCCGGAAUACUUGCAAUUAAUGAAAUACAAAGCGAUUGCCUCCAAUAGCAAAAUCUACUUUGGCAAAGAUAUACCCAACAUGUUUAUGGACCACGGUGCGACUCCCACUAAGUUUUCUGAAGGACAGGCAGAGGAGCUAAAAGUUGAAAAUUGGCUGGAAACAGGGGAAGAUUUGUGAAGUCGGGAACAGACAGAAGGGCAGCACAACCCCUGUCUGAAGCCAUCCAAACUGGCGUUUGGCUAUUUGAUGUGCGGUCUCUACCUUCCAGGGAGUGGGGAACCAUUGAGCCCAUUGGGCUAGAAAGAAAAAAACACCCUUUCUGUUCUGAAAAGACAGUCUGAAGAAGCACUGCAACUCAGACUCCUGACUUCAUCUUUCUUAGCGGUCAAGAUACACUGCCUUAUUGAUCUUUGUGCCGAUGGAGAGAGCAACAGUGAAUCAUGCUAAAAGAAGAGGCGGGGUCCCCAUGAUUGACUCUGCCUCCACUUCAAUUAGAUAAAGCAUGCUCAGAUUUAUUUUUGGAGCAAGAGAAACCUUUUCAUGUGAGAAACUCAACUAUCCUCUUAUACUUGUACAUAUACUAUAGGUCCGCCCCAUAGGAAAAAAAAAAAAAAAACAUUUGGAGAAUUGAAAAAAGGACUCGCUCUUUCUUUUGGUGUUGGAAAAUUAGUCUUGAUAUAGCCCAAACUGAUUCCUUCUAGAAGUCUUGGAACUGCCAACUCCCCAGAAUGUAAGUUGUUGGGGAAGUUGACCGGGAAGCCCAUGAGUUACAGUCCCAACUCUUCUGAAGGGCAUACGGUUCAGUAGGCUAAUAUUUUUGGGGACAAUAUGUGGAUGAGCAGAUCAUCUCUGCAUGUUGAAUUAUUUGCAUUCACGAGCGUAGUCUCCAGUCAUUGGAUUUCACCAGUAGUCAGUGGCAGCCUAUUCCUUCAAAAAUAAAGGUGCUAAUUUUGAUUUUUUUAAAACAAAAAAAAAAACAACACUACAGAUUAAAAGCCUUGGCAUGGAAACUUGGAGCAUUAAACAUUAACUAAAGAUCUGUCGAUUGGUGCUUAUUUCAAGAUCCGCAAAGCACAUCUAGAUCCAAGGUCCACCUUUCCACCUUGUAGAAAUUGGUUGGGACAGUCCUAGGACAAAUGUCAGGUGAGAUGUUUCUU